AUGGACGAGGAUACUGGAUUUGCGACUUUGCAAGCUUUCAUUGGCACCUUGCGUGCUGAUCCUUCGAAGUUGCAUCAUCCCCGCUUGGGCUUCUUCCGCGACUAUCUUGUCGAUUUGGGCGCCACGCUUCCGCCGAAACCAGCGGAGCCGAAGCCUGCCGAGGCCAAGAAGCCAGCCAAGUCUGCCAAAGAACCCGAGGCCAAGAAGCCAGCCAAGUCUGCCAAAAAGCCCAAGGCCAAGAAGCCAGCCAAGUCUGCCAAAGAACCCGAGGCCAAGAAGCCAGCCGAGGACCCCAAGUCUGCCAAAGAACCCGAGGCUGCCAAGGAGGAUGAUAUCGAGGAGAUCCCCGAACCGGAAUUGGAUCUGUCUGGCGUUAUCGAGCCUGAUCCCAAAGGAGAAUUGCCGGUGGGCGAUCACCGAUCGCAGCUAUCUGACGAGGAAAGCGAGAAGUUCGAAGCGGCCAAGGCUAAAGGAAUGCAGGCUUUCAGCGAAGGUAACUUCAAUGAUGCCAUCGAACAUUUCACCGAGGCCCUGUUGAUCAACGCGUCGGCCAUUCUUCUUGCUCGUCGAGCUUUUGCUCUGAUCAAGAUCAACCGUCCAAAUGCUGCCAUCGCCGACUGCUCGAACGCCAUCGACAUCAAUCCUGAUUCGGCUCAAGGUUACAAAUACCGCGGCCGCGCCUAUCGUUUGCUCGGCAAUUUCCGUAAAGCUCAUCAGGAUUUGGUAACUGCCUGCAAACUCGACUACGAUGACCAGGCGAACGAAUGGCUGAAGGAAGUGGAGCCGAAUGUUGGUACUUUCAGUUUCUUU
This is a messenger RNA of Mesorhabditis spiculigera, 810 nucleotides long. The record is from the annotation of a GenBank genome assembly. Lineage: Eukaryota; Metazoa; Nematoda; Chromadorea; Rhabditida; Rhabditidae.